Molecule: messenger RNA, 3159 nt
Organism: Salmo salar (Atlantic salmon)
Lineage: Eukaryota; Metazoa; Chordata; Actinopteri; Salmoniformes; Salmonidae
Product: E3 ubiquitin-protein ligase pellino homolog 1
Biological process (GO): protein K48-linked ubiquitination; regulation of Toll signaling pathway
Molecular function (GO): protein binding; ubiquitin protein ligase activity
Source: RefSeq, a predicted model, not a curated record
CACGAGCAGACCGGAGCAAAGACCCGAUUGUACAGAUUACUCACUCUAGUAUUGUCCUACACUGAGUCCGUUUGCUAGUACAUUAGAGCGAAAAUAGUUGGACAGCAUAUAACAACGUUAUAAACAUAUCUUAGCAGGUGAAUGUAAAAAAAAAAAGAACUCGACAAUUCGGUGUUUAGGUCAGCACGGACAGAAUUGCUUUCCUUUCAAUCUUCGGUGUGCGUUUUUCUCAGCUGGAGCAUUCAAAUUGGAUUUCGAGCGAAUAUCGGGAAAGUCCAGAUGACGCUGUCGGAUUGUCAUUAGACCUAUCUACUGCCUUUGAUACUGUGAACCAUCAGAUCCUCCUCUCCACCCUCUCCGAGUUGGGCAUCUCCGGCGCGGCCCACGCUUGGAUUGCGUCCUACCUGACAGGUCGCUCCUACCAGGUUGAGUGUGGUGUUGUGAGCGACAGGAUGACCAGUCUCUGAGGAAAAAGGAGCAGACUCUGAGGAAAAAGGAGACAGAGGAGUGAGUGUUCACCGUGGGAGAGCUCUUCAUCACUCUACCCCCCUGACAGCUGCACCAAUGUUCUCCCCCGACCAGGAAAACAUCUCCACCACCCCAGCCUCCACCAAAGUGCCAGUCAAAUACGGAGAGCUCAUUGUUCUGGGGUACAAUGGCUCCCUACCCAACGGAGACAGGGGGAGGCGGAAAAGCCGCUUUGCACUGUGCCGGAGACCCAAGGCCAGCGGGGUGAAACCCAGCACAGUGCACGUGGCGUGUACACCUCAGGCAGCCAAGGCCAUCAGCAACAAGGACCAGCACAGUAUCUCCUACACUCUGUCCCGGGCCCAGACGGUGGUGGUGGAGUACACUCAUGACAGCAAUACAGACAUGUUCCAGAUUGGGCGUUCCACAGAGAGCCCCAUAGACUUUGUGGUGACGGACACGGUGCCUGGCAGCCAGCAGAGCCACGGGGGGGAGGGCCAGACCCAGACCCAGUCUAUCCAGAGCACCAUCUCGCGCUUUGCCUGCCGCAUCAUCUGCCAGCGGAGCCCGCCGUACACCGCUCACAUCUACGCCGCCGGCUUCGACUCCUCCAAGAACAUCUUCCUGGGGGAGAAGGCAGCCAAGUGGAGGACACAGGAAGGACAGAUGGACGGGCUGACCACUAAUGGCGUGCUGGUGAUGCACCCUCGCCACGGCUUCACGCAGGACUCCAAGCCGGGCGUGUGGAGAGAGAUCUCUGUCUGUGGCAAUGUCUUCACCCUCAGAGAGACCCGCUCUGCCCAGCAACGGGGCAAGAUGGUGGAGAGCGAGAGCCAGGAACUGGUGGAUGGCUCGCUGAUCGACCUGUGCGGCGCCACCCUCCUGUGGCGCACGGCCGAGGGCCUCUCGCGCACUCCCACCGUGAAGCACCUGGAGGCCCUGAGGCAGGAGCUGAAUGCCGGGCGGCCCCAGUGCCCCGUAGGUUUCAACACCUUGGCCUUCCCCAGCCUCCGCCGCAAGGAGAUCCUGGAUGAGAAACAGCCCUGGGCCUACCUCCGAUGCGGCCAUGUGCACGGCUACCACGCCUGGGGAGGCCAAGGACGGGAGCCCGAGGAUGAGGUGGUGGAGGUGGGCCGUGAGAGGGAGUGCCCCAUGUGCCGAACCAGGGGGCCGUAUGUACCGUUAUGGCUGGGGUGUGAGGCGGGGUUUUACUUGGACGCGGCACCGCCCACACACGCCUUUAGUCCAUGCGGUCAUGUGUGCUCGGAGAAGACGGCGGCGUUCUGGAGCCAGAUCCCGCUGCCACACGGCACGCACACUUUCCACGCCGCGUGUCCGUUCUGCGUGCAGCAGCUGGCCGGCGAGAGCGGCUACCUCAGACUCAUCUUCCAAGGGCCCCUGGACUAGAUAAUGGACAGCGGUCUCCUCCCAAACCCCAACUGACGCUUCACAACUACCAGGGUUGUGAUCAUUAGGGCACACAACCGAAAACAUCUUAAAACGUUUUGCAACAGAAAAUGAAAAUUGUAGUUUCUUAUUGGACAAAUCCAGGUAGUCCCUCACUGUUUCAGACAGUUUUCUUCUGUUUGGUGGCUAAUGAACAUGACCCAAGGGCCAUUCAAUAACCAAGUGAAUGGUGGAAAAACAGCUUAAAGGACUGUUAAGCAUUUCUUAACUUAAAUAUUUUGGAGAGCUACAGAAUACUUUUUUGCUUUUUUUCCAAGUGACCUUUUUUCUAGCAGUGCUGUUUUCGAUACUAUAAUUCUAUUUUUAUGUUAACAAUAAAAAAGCGCUACAGUAUAUGCUAACACAGAAAACUCUUCCACAGGUGCAGAUUUGUAAUGUUCUGAUGCAAAAUCCAUUGUGAGGCUGUGUGUGUGUGGCUUGACCUUUAUAGUCAUUUCUUUUUCUAUCUGAAACUUAUGAGGCAAUUGUAGCAGAAACAAGCAUACUUUGUAAUGCUAGCUACUGUUUUGGAAUGACCUCCUUUUUCUUAGACAUGAAGACCCAUGUUGUUAAACUAGGCCUAUUAAAUCAAUAUUUGGCGAUUGCAUAAAAAAAGUGUUUAUGGCCUUGUACCUUUUUUUACCAUGAAUCCCAACAUGUACCCUAUCUUAAUGUUAUCAAUCACCACAUCAACACAUAAGGUGGUAUUAGAAGGGGAAGAAUUACAUAAUACAAAAUAAUAUCACUUUUCAAUCUGUGUACCCUUCUGCCCUUCUGAACAAGGACUGGAGAAACAGAUCUAUGAAUUGACUGAUGGAAACUUGUUGACAAUGACACAUAUCUGAAUGUCCAGAAUGUAUUCAAGCAAGCAUCAUUUUUUUUUCAAUUGAAGUGUGGCCCUAAACACAUUGACUUUUCAGAUGGUAUGAAAGUUUUCCCCUCUCAUCUUCCAUAUGUACCUGCAUUCAUUGUGUAUAUAAUAUUUAUGUUUAUGUUUGUGUGUAUGUUAAUUUACCCAGUGAUUUGUACCCCAAUUUAAGUAAUGUGUGAGAGCUUAUUUUCUUUACCGUUCAACCAACUUACAUUCAUGUUUUACCAGUUUGUUCUGCUUUAUAUCCUCUUGAUCGCAUGAUGCCUUUAUACAGGAUGUUGAGUAUUAUUUCUGCAAAGAGGGUUGCUGUUGCAGACAACACAUUUUUUUUUUACCAACUGGAAACAAUAAAAGUUAAACGCUUUUAAAUUGUU